Messenger RNA from Pteropus alecto (black flying fox), 2382 nucleotides. RefSeq names its product proliferation and apoptosis adaptor protein 15 (gene PEA15). The record is from RefSeq and is a predicted model, not a curated record. Gene Ontology annotation, biological process: MAPK cascade; negative regulation of extrinsic apoptotic signaling pathway via death domain receptors. The transcript is spliced from 5 exons. NCBI's taxonomy places the organism in Eukaryota, Metazoa, Chordata, Mammalia, Chiroptera, Pteropodidae. Bases 136 to 528 code for a protein of 130 amino acids. Gene Ontology annotation, molecular function: protein binding.
CAGAAACCGGGGACGCCGGAGUGCCCGUGCCCUGCGCACUCAGCCCCGAGGCGACUAAGGGCUUUGCAUUGUCCCUGUGCCCAAGGAUGACCCAUUUUGCUUCUUGGACUGAACUGAACAUCCUGAGACUCAGUCAUGGCCGAGUACGGGACCCUCCUCCAGGAUCUGACCAACAACAUCACUCUUGAAGAUCUGGAGCAGCUCAAAUCAGCCUGCAAGGAGGACAUCCCCAGUGAGAAGAGUGAGGAGAUCACAACAGGCAGUGCUUGGUUUAGCUUCCUGGAGAGCCACAACAAGCUGGACAAAGACCACCUCUCCUACAUUGAGCACAUCUUUGAGAUCUCUCGCCGUCCUGACCUGCUUACUAUGGUGGUUGACUACAGAACCCGUGUUCUGAAGAUCUCCGAGGAGGAUGAGCUGGACACCAAGCUAACCCGUAUCCCCAGUGCCAAGAAGUACAAAGACAUUAUCCGGCAGCCCUCUGAGGAAGAGAUCAUCAAAUUGGCUCCUCCACCGAAGAAAGCCUGAGCAAGGGGGAGGAAGAGGAGGAAGGUCGGACCUUCAUUGGACCACUCCCUUCUCCCAUCCUGCAGGGAAGGGGGCAAGGGCAACCCUCCCCCCUAAAUCUACCCACCUACUAACCUGGUCCUAACCCCCUUACUGUGCGCGUGUGUGUGCGUGUGCGCACGCUCUGGCUGUCUGUCUACAUGUCUAGCUCAUUUAGCUCCUCUUCCUCGUGAGGGGCUGGGGGUCAGAGGCUUGGGGGGACUGUUUCCCCACUCUAGGGGGAGGUAGGGGCUACUUCUAUGCAUACAGAAAUGGGCAUAUUCCUCCUAUUGCCCCUUCCUCCACUCUCCCCAACAUCUCUCAAGUGUAGGAGCAGAAAGGACCUGCAUUUUCCUACACUGAGCAGCUGAGGUGGGGGUGAGGUACAGGAGAGGUAAGUGGAUCUAACAAAGAGCAGUGGGAGGGAAGGUGAAGAGGCUACCCAACCGCCACCGGGGAGGAGCAAAGAAAAGCCAGAGUUCACUGUCGGUAACCCACACUGUACCCCUCUUAGGGGCCUAGGCUGGGUAUAAGCCAGGGAUCUAAUGACAGAAGACCACUGGAUUCUUUCCUGGCCCCAAAGUUCAAACUCCACUGAGCACCCAUCUUUAGGUAACCCUCCGCCCACCUCUGCCCUGGAGAGACUGCUGAGAGAAUGCCCCACUUAGCAAGCUGGGGCUGAGGGACAGAGAGGGAGCCCCUUUUCCACUCCUUUAUUCCUACUCAGACUGUUGCACAUACUGACCUAGGGAGGUUGGGGAAUGAGAUUCCUAGGAUUUAACUCCAAUUCUGCCCCCAUCUACAGGGUCCUGGUGUGGUUUUGUAGGCAACCUUCCCUUCCUCCCUGGUCUAGAACACUGCAAGCUCGAAAGAAGGGAAGAAGUUAACUAGUGUUUCCUUUGCACCGAUCCCCAGCUCAAUCCAGUAGGGGACUUGAUAACACUCUCCCAAUACUCUGGCGACUUGGGCUUGUGAUCGCCUCUGAGACAGAUCGCUAGAGUACAGUGACCCCAGCCUCCUGCCUGUUCCAGGAUGCCCUUCCCUAUCCUGACCGUGCUAACUGUGUGUACAUAUAUAUUCUACAUAUAUGUAUAUUAAACCCGCACUGCCAUGUCUGCCCUUUUUUGUGGUGUCUAGCAUUAACUUAUUGUCCAGGCCAGGGUGGAGGUGGGAGGGGGAAUGCCACAGUGGCAGAGUCAAAUUGCUACAUAGUCAAAACAAAAAGAAAACUUUUAAACUUUAAAUUCACAUGCAAUCUCAAGACACUAUUCAGAGAAAGUUCAAGUUAGGGGCUUUUAGGAUGUGGGAGCAAAACUCUAGUCGGAGGGGAGGGCUGGUUGAUGGAAGAAGGAAGAAGCCAGACUGGUUGGAGAGCACCCUCUACUCCUACCCUAGCCCAGCCUGUCUGUCCCCUCUGGCCACUGCUGCGGACACCUGCCUUAACACAUGCACCUCGAGUUCUCCAGUUUUGCCUUAAAGGACCUCCCCAAGUUCCCCCAACCCUGUCUGGCUUCUCCCUCAAGGAGAGAUACUUAUAGAAUUGGGAGGGGGAAAUGAAUUGUCUUUCCAGUCAGGAUAUGAAAGAGCAAGAGAGAGAGAGAACAUGAAUGAGAAUAGGGAGCCUUCCUUUGAAGAGAGGAGAGGAUGAGAUGGGAGAAGGAAGACAGAGUCAUUUUUAGCAGUCUAGUAAUUUCUCUGUAAGGCAAAAUAAUCUAAAAAGACUAAUCUGCCCUCCCACCCCUGUACUGCUGUGAGACUGCUCCGUCCUGUGCUCCUGCGUGUGAUGUGCACGGCCUUGUUCUAACCCUGGAAUAAAGGUGAUUGACUGUAAAUGUA